This is a messenger RNA of Mytilus californianus (California mussel), 1768 nucleotides long. Its product is annotated as acetylcholinesterase-like. The transcript has 11 exons. The coding region runs from base 75 to 1757 and encodes 560 amino acids. NCBI's taxonomy places the organism in Eukaryota, Metazoa, Mollusca, Bivalvia, Mytilida, Mytilidae. The record is from RefSeq and is a predicted model, not a curated record.
GAAAACUAUCAUAAAGGUUAUAAAUAGUACACAUAUCUCGAUGAAAACAGGCAUACUAGAUUUGUACUGGAAAGAUGAAACUGUUUUGUAUAUUUACAUUAGUUAAUCCGAUUUUUUCCGCCUUACUUAAUUCUAAUGUCCGACACACAAUGUAUGGAGAAGUACGGGGUUUUAUAUCAUCACGAGUUUUAGGAACUGACGUUGAGGAAUACUUAGGAGUUCCGUAUGCAGCUCCACCGAUAGGAAAACUUCGUUUUAAGAGACCAGAAGACCCUAUUAAAUGGUGGCCAAAUAUUCUAGACACGAAGAAAAUUCAGCCAGCAUGCCCAACAUGUAAUUUAAAAUACAUUCAGGUUCACAAACCAACAUUCAACAUGACGAGCGAAGAUUGUUUGUAUAUGAAUGUUUACGUGCCUAAGGUUGACAAAUCUAAUCUCCCUGUGCAUUUCUUUAUCCACGGAGGAGACAACGCUGAUGGAAUGGGCGCCAUGUUUGAUGGUGACAUAUUAGCAGCACAUGGACAGAUGAUAGUUAUCACAAUCAAUUACAGGGUUGGCGUCUUAGGAUUUUAUGCCAAUCCCGAACAGAACAUUAAAGGUAACAAUGGAUUAAUGGAUCAAGUGAAGGCAAUGAAUUGGGUUAAAGAAAAUAUAGAGUUCUUCAAUGGUGAUCCGUCCAAAGUGACAAUACAUGGACAUAGUGCUGGAGCAGGAGAUGUAGGUCUGCAUCUCAUGUCUAAUCUCACUAAUGGUCUUUUUAGAUAUGCAAUAAUUCACAGUGGUUCACCACUAGCCCAUUGGAUGAUGUCUGCUUGUGUAAAAACCAGUAGACGAACUAACAUUCCUACAAACUGUAAACCAGAUACCAGCCCUGCCAAUCAAGAAGUUGAAGGUCAUAUUGCAAAUCUUGUUGCUGGUUCAACCAUCAAUGAUUUCUUCUCUUCGAUCAUUUAUGGACAGGAUGUAUUCAAGUCUGUGGUUGAUGGAGAAUAUCUAACAGACAGUCCAGACAAACUGUUCACAUGCAAAGCACCUCAUGUGGAUUCUGUUCUAUUUAUGAUGGCAAGGGACGAAGGAUUUGAACCACGGAUUUCACAUAUAAAAGAGUAUUAUAGAAACAAAAGUAUAGAUUUAAUUGUGACACGUUACAAACAUAUGUUUCCAAAGACAUUUGAAAGAGACAUUAGAAAGAUUUAUGAUGACUGGAAGAAUAACAAAAUAUCCCAUUAUCCCCAUUAUUUACACAUGGUUGCAGACCUAGUUUUCUUUAUGCCAAUGAUAAAACUAGCAGAUAUGAUUUCUGAGUGGAUAGAAGAUGUUUAUGUUCUUAGCUUUGAGUACAUUUCUCAGAAUAUUUCAGGUCCGGACUGGAUAGGUGUUCAGCAUGGUUGGGACUUAUUCUACGUUUUCGGCCAGCCAUUAGUGGGUCAUCCAGGUUUUACUUACACUCCAAGAGAUGCUGCAGUCGCAAGGGAAACUAUGACAGUAAUUAGCGAUUUCGUCAAAAAUGGAUACUUGUCUUUCAAAUCAGAAGGGAAACUUCAAACGUAUAACUCCUCGAGCAAAACCUUUUACAAACUGGAUUAUUCUAACAAACAAACAAAUAUCACGUUGGAAACUAAUUUUAGAGAACCGAGAACAGAAUUCUGGUACAAAUAUCUAUUUACACAAGACUUUCAAUGCAAUGGAGGAAGCGAGAUUCUUAUAACCAUUUAUAUUUAUUGUUUUAUAGCAGUAAUUUGCAUUCUAUUAAAAUAAAUAGAAAUGAA